AUGGCUGAUCCUACCGCUGGAACUGCUACUCCAGACCACGAGGAUGGUCAACAUCACCAUGAGCACUCAGUCCAUACCCGGCUGAGAGCCAAUUCCACCAUCAUGCAACUGAAGAAGAUCCUUGUUGCAAAUCGAGGCGAGAUCCCAAUUCGAAUCUUCAGAACCGCCCAUGAGCUUUCGCUCCAGACCGUAGCUGUCUUCAGCUACGAAGACAGACUUGGCAUGCACAGACAAAAGGCGGAUGAAGCAUACAUGAUCGGCCAGCGAGGCCAGUACACCCCCGUGGCUGCUUAUCUUGCUGGUGAUGAGAUCAUCAAGAUCGCUUUGGCACAUGGCGUUCAGAUGAUCCAUCCCGGUUAUGGCUUUCUGUCUGAGAACUCCGAGUUUGCUCGGAAAGUCGAAGAGGCCGGUAUCAUCUUCGUGGGCCCUUCUUAUCAAGUGAUCGAAUCACUUGGAGACAAGGUGUCCGCCAGAAAACUGGCCAUCAAGUGUGAUGUUCCGGUAGUGCCAGGUACCGAAGGGGCCGUGGCCAAAUAUGAAGAAGUCAAGGCCUUCACUGACCAAUAUGGCUUUCCCAUCAUCAUCAAAGCUGCCUACGGUGGUGGUGGCCGAGGUAUGAGAGUCGUCCGAGAUCAAGAGAGUCUCAAGGACUCUUUUGAGCGAGCCACUUCCGAGGCCAAGUCGGCUUUUGGAAAUGGCACUGUCUUCGUGGAGCGUUUCCUCGACAAACCCAAGCAUAUUGAAGUUCAAUUGUUGGGCGACAAUCAUGGAAACGUGGUUCACUUGUAUGAGCGAGACUGCAGCGUUCAGCGCAGACAUCAAAAGGUCGUCGAACUUGCCCCGGCCAAGGAUCUUCCUUCCGAUGUCAGAGAUGCCAUUCUGAACGAUGCAGUCAGACUGGCCAAAUCCGUCAACUACCGAAACGCAGGCACAGCCGAAUUCUUGGUCGACCAGAAGAACAGAUACUACUUCAUCGAGAUCAAUCCUAGAAUUCAAGUCGAGCAUACCAUUACGGAAGAGAUCACUGGAAUCGACAUUGUUGCUGCUCAAAUCCAGAUCGCUGCUGGUGCUACUCUAGAGCAAUUAGGCUUGACUCAGGACCGUAUCUCUACCCGAGGUUUUGCUAUUCAGUGCCGCAUCACUACAGAGGAUCCCACAUCUAACUUCCAGCCUGAUACCGGAAAGAUUGAGGUCUACCGCUCAGCGGGCGGAAACGGUGUCCGACUCGACGGUGGCAAUGGUUUCGCUGGGGCGAUCAUUACUCCUCAUUAUGAUUCCAUGUUGGUCAAAUGUACCUGCCAUGGCUCGACAUAUGAGAUCGCGCGUCGCAAGAUGUUACGUGCGCUCGUCGAAUUCAGAAUCCGUGGUGUUAAGACGAAUAUUCCAUUCUUGGGUUCUCUUCUCACCCACCCUACCUUUAUUGAAGGCACGUGCUGGACCACCUUUAUCGAUGAUACUCCUGAAUUGUUCAAGUUGAUCGGUAGUCAGAACCGAGCCCAGAAAUUGCUUCAAUAUCUUGGUGACCUGGCAGUCAAUGGCAGUAGCAUCAAAGGCCAAAUUGGAGAGUCCAAAUUCAAGGGUGAUGUCAUCUAUCCUACCCUCUUGGACAACCAAGGCAAGCCUCUCGACGUGUCAGUUCCUCCCGGAACAGGUUGGAAGUACAUCCUCGACAAGGAAGGCCCAGAAGGCUUUGCGAAAGCAGUCCGUGCUAACAAGGGGACAUUGAUUAUGGACACGACCUGGCGUGAUGCCCAUCAAUCUUUGCUCGCCACUCGGGUGAGAACAGUGGAUUUCUGCAACAUCGCUAAAGAGACGAGCCACGCUUUGUCCAACGCUUUUGCUCUAGAAUGCUGGGGCGGUGCUACGUUCGACGUUGCUCUUCGCUUCUUGUAUGAGGACCCGUGGAGCCGUCUGCGUAAGCUACGCAAACUGGUGCCGAAUAUUCCAUUCCAGAUGUUACUUCGAGGUGCCAAUGGAGUUGCAUACAAGUCGCUCCCUGACAAUGCCAUCUAUCACUUUGUGAAGCAAGCUAAGAAGAAUGGCAUGGAUAUCUUCAGAGUUUUCGACGCUCUCAACGACAUUACUCAACUCGAGGUUGGCAUGAAAGCUGUUCAAGAAGCAGGCGGUGUCGUGGAAGGCACUUUCUGCUACUCUGGCGACAUGCUGGACCCGAAUACCAAGUAUACUCUAGAGUAUUACAUGGAUCUCGUUGACAAGAUCGUCAAGAUCGGUACUCACAUAGUCGGAGUCAAGGACAUGGCGGGAGUUAUGAAGCCUAAUGCUGGUCGUCAGCUCGUGGGUGCUAUUCGCAAAAAGUAUCCAGACCUUCCGAUCCACGUCCACUGUCACGACUCUGCUGGAACGGGCGUUGCCUCCAUGGUCGCCUGUGCUGAAGCCGGAGCCGACGCCGUUGAUGCCGCGACCGACAGCUUGUCCGGAAUGACCUCGCAACCCAGCAUCGGUGCAAUUCUCGCCUCACUCCAGGGGUCUGAUCUCGAUACAGGCUUGAAUGAUCAUAAUGUCCGCUCGUUGGACCAGUACUGGUCUCAAGUGAGACUCCUGUAUUCGCCAUUCGAAGCUGGAUUGACUGGGCCCGACCCUGAUGUGUACCAGCAUGGCAUUCCUGGAGGACAGCUCACCAAUUUGAUUUUCCAAGCAACUCAACUUGGUCUCGGGGCCCAGUGGAUCGAGACCAAAAAGGCAUACGAAGCAGCAAACAAACUCUUAGGCGACAUCGUCAAAGUUACUCCUACUUCUAAAACGGUCGGCGAUCUAGCUCAGUUCAUGGUAUCCAACAAAUUGUCGGCUGAGGACGUCGUCGCGAAAGCCGACACACUUGAUUUCCCAGAAUCCGUCUUGGAGUUUUUCGAAGGCUACAUCGGCCAACCCUAUGGAGGCUUCCCAGAGCCGCUUCGCACAAAGGCUCUGAGAGGCCGUAGGAAGAUGGACAAGCGACCCGGCCUUUACUUGGAACCCAUUGACUUUGACGCAGUCAGGAAAGAAGUCAAGGAGAAAUUCGACUCAAGCAAAGAGACUGAUGUGGCCUCGUACGUAAUGUAUAAAAAAGUUACCGAGGAUUACUUUGCGUUUGUCGAGAAGUACGGCGAUCUCUCUGUUCUGCCAACAAAAUACUUCCUUAACAAACCCGAGAUCGGCGAGGAAUUCCAUGUCGAAUUGGAAAAAGGCAAGGUCCUUAUCUUGAAGAUGUUGGCCAUUGGCCCCCUUUCCGACACCACUGGCCAAAGAGAAGUGUUCUACGAGAUGAACGGCGAGGUUCGACAGGUCACAAUUGACGACAACAAAGCGGCAGUUGAAAACACGAGCCGACCCAAGGCUGAUCCUAGUGAUAGCAGUCAGGUCGGAGCUCCGAUGGCCGGUGUCGUUGUCGAGGUCAGGGCAAAGGAAGGCCAUGAUGUCAAGAAAGGAGAUCCAGUUGCUGUCCUCAGCGCAAUGAAGAUGGAGAUGGUUAUCAGCGCUCCACAUUCGGGCAAGGUAGGCGAAAUCUUUGUCAAAGAAGGAGAUUCCGUUGCUGGGUCGGACUUGGUCUGUAAGAUUGCAAAAGCAUGA
Messenger RNA from Exophiala bonariae, 3567 nucleotides. RefSeq lists its product as uncharacterized. The coding region runs from base 1 to 3567 and encodes 1188 amino acids. Gene Ontology annotation, cellular component: cytoplasm. Lineage: Eukaryota; Fungi; Ascomycota; Eurotiomycetes; Chaetothyriales; Herpotrichiellaceae. The record is from RefSeq and is a predicted model, not a curated record. The transcript is spliced from 3 exons. Gene Ontology annotation, molecular function: ATP binding; metal ion binding; pyruvate carboxylase activity. Gene Ontology annotation, biological process: pyruvate metabolic process; gluconeogenesis.